AUGACUAUAGAGGCCAAAAGGUGCGGGGGUGUGCAGAUAUUUCAGUCCGUAGCAAAUACGACGCGUCGAUCCACAACGAAGCAAAAUGUUGUAGCGGAGUACAUGCGUUCCAGAGAGGUGUAUCGAGGUGAAACGGUGGCUAUUCUGGUAGAUGCGCUCCGUCACACACAUGCAUACAUGAAGUCCUGUCGGGAAGACAGGAAUGACAGCUGUCUGGCGAGUGACCUCAUUCCAUUUCGCGUGUUAUUUUUUCUUUCUCAUUUUCACUCCGAUCACUACAACGGCGUCACCGAGGGCUGGAGCCACGGAACCAUCUACGCCAGCCGCGGCACUGCAAAUAUCUUGUGCUGGCGGUUGGGGAUUCCAGAAUCACGCGUAAAACGCAUGGACUUUUGUGUAACGUACACUUUUUCAUUAAAGAACGGGGCGUUACUGUACGAGACUACAUGGGACGAAGAGGAAUGGCGUUGUUCUGAUGAAUUUUUUUCAGUUACGCUGAUUCCAGCAGGCCAUUGUCCAGGCUCCGUCAUGUUUCUUUUUCGAUCCCCUGUCUUUGGGACGGUUCUCCAUACAGGAGACUUUCGAUUUACACACGAGCAACCUAAUUCUUUCCUGCUGCCUCACGUGCCUCGAAUGCCUCAUUUUCAAAAGGAAAUUGACAUGAUGACAAACCCCGUCUUGAAAUCUGUUGCGGGGAAAGUUGAUGUUUUGUUUCUUGACAAUACAUUUUGCGACGAGCGUUUUAACUUUCCCUCUCGUGCAGAUAGUUUACGGGAAGUGAAUCAGGCGAUUUUGUCGAUGUUCCGCGACCACACAUCUUCUCUGCAGGGUGUGGCUAAAGAAAUGAAUGCACGGGGGCAUGAGGCGAAGGAACAUGCGAUUUCUGUGGCGGUCCUUAUUGGAACUUAUUUUAUUGGAAAGGAACGCAUUGCAGUUUCUAUUCAGGAAAAUUUCUUACCGCUGUGUGUCGAAGAUUCGACGUGCAACGUCGUUCCAACGUACGUUUCUCCAGAGAAGUACGAGUCCCUGCGGCAGUUGGAAUAUUAUCGCGACCAUUUUAUGACAUUGCCCCGGCGUGAAGGCGAAGUAAAGGGCGGGGGCUCAACGUUGGAAGUCGUCACCAAACAUGCGGUAAGGCUCCCGCAAGAUACAUUAUCGUGUUCAUCAAUGGUCGCGCGAGAUCUUUUUUCUUCUUUGGAUCCUGUCGAAGUUUCAAGUAAAGAGAUUGCACACUAUUUAACGAUCUUCCUCGUUCCACUUUCCUCCGUGACGUACCCUGUACUUGCUGCUGCGUGUGGAGGCCGGCCCAAACGACGGCGGAGUGGCAGUGCCACGGAAGAGGGUGUAGACGGUAGUCACCGGAAUAAUUCCCCGCGUGGUGAGGUUUUUCCACUAUGGGGUGAUGAGGGGAUUGACCUUAAACAGUUUGACGGCGUUCUCUGCGUGGAGCCCAGUGGAUGGACACGAAAGGCGCGCAGGCAAAUUCUAAGCAAGCGUGUGACAUUGCUCCAUGUACCGUACAGUGAGCACAGUAGUUUUACGGAACUUGUGGAUUUUGUGGGGUUUAUGAAUCCCACACGCAUCGUACCGACGGUGUCUUUGGAGCUUUUUCAGAAAUAUGAGGUUUUUUUUGCAGAAAAGGCUCCACGACUGCGUCAGCGUUACUCCAAUGUUCAGCCACUUUCUCGGUUUCUGGUCCCCAAGUCACCUCUUGCAGUGGGAGGGAGUGAAAGGAAGACUCUGCAUGGCCCGUCUGAAAAAGUUUCAAAGGCACGGAAACAGCGAAACCCAUUUGCACCCACGACUGCAGUCGAAGGUGUAAUAUUCAUUGAUGAGUAUUCUGAGAACAGUAGCUCUGCCGAUGGUUUAUUUGUGUCGUCAACUACUGAGGUUAAGGAAGAAGGAGUUAGUGGGGAGAACGAGAGCCGGAGUGUGACGAGAGAUAAACAGCCUGAGUUUGUGGCUAAAGCUGAUGACUUCAAUGGCAGGAUGGUGUCACGAGGAAUGGGUGAGAAGAAUGUUGCCCGGCAUGUAGUCUCUGGCAAACGGACGAAUACCGAGCUGUCUAUUCUCCACUGGGUUUGCUCGAAUAAAGUCAGCGAUGAUGUCAGCAAUCAGAGCGAUGACUGUGUUAUUAUAGAUGUCUGA
Molecule: messenger RNA, 2148 nt
Organism: Trypanosoma cruzi
Lineage: Eukaryota; Euglenozoa; Kinetoplastea; Trypanosomatida; Trypanosomatidae
Exons: 1
Coding region: 1-2148 (715 amino acids)
Biological process (GO): interstrand cross-link repair; double-strand break repair via nonhomologous end joining; protection from non-homologous end joining at telomere
Molecular function (GO): damaged DNA binding; 5'-3' DNA exonuclease activity
Source: RefSeq, a predicted model, not a curated record